Molecule: messenger RNA, 1389 nt
Organism: Macrobrachium nipponense
Lineage: Eukaryota; Metazoa; Arthropoda; Malacostraca; Decapoda; Palaemonidae
Product: actin-2-like
Exons: 2
Coding region: 171-1301 (376 amino acids)
Source: RefSeq, a predicted model, not a curated record
UGUGUAAAAAAGGAGGGAGAAGAAACAGCGACAACUGCAUCUCCACUCAUAUGGCGGAAGUGUCGACUCCCUAUAUAAAGGGAUUAUGAAGCCUUAGGGGUUUUUAGUUUACUUCGAACUUUGGUUCUCCUCGGCCAUAGGAGUUUGAGCUCUUCCUACCUAGAUCAACAAUGUGUGACGAAGAAGUUAGCCCCUUGGUGGUCGACAAUGGCUCUGGAAUGGUCAAGGCUGGGUUUGCCGGGGACGAUGCCCCGAGAGCAGUCUUUCCUUCCAUUGUCGGACGUCCUCGCCAUCAAGGUGUGAUGGUUGGAAUGGGUCAAAAGGACGCCUACGUGGGCGAUGAGGCCCAGAGUAAACGAGGUAUUCUCACUCUCAAAUACCCCAUUGAACAUGGCAUUAUCACUAAUUGGGAUGAUAUGGAAAAAAUUUGGCAUCAUACUUUUUACAAUGAGCUCAGAGUGGCUCCGGAAGAGUCUCCGGUCCUCUUGACAGAAGCCCCUCUCAAUCCAAAGGCAAACCGCGAGAAAAUGACCCAAAUUAUGUUCGAAACUUUUGUAACACCUGCCAUGUACGUUGCAAUUCAAGCCGUUCUUUCCUUGUAUGCAUCUGGGCGAACAACGGGUAUUGUACUUGACUCAGGUGAUGGUGUGACCCACACUGUCCCCAUCUAUGAAGGUUACGCUCUUCCUCAUGCCAUCCUUCGGUUAGACUUGGCUGGCCGUGAUUUAACCGCUUACCUCAUGAAAAUCAUGACUGAGAGAGGCUACUCCUUCACAACUACGGCUGAGCGUGAAAUUGUUCGUGAUAUUAAGGAAAAGCUAUGUUACGUCGCACUCGACUUCGAAAAUGAAAUGAAUAUUGCUGCUGCAUCCUCAUCACUUGAAAAAUCUUAUGAAUUGCCCGAUGGACAGGUCAUCACAAUGGGAAAUGAACGUUUCCGUGCCCCUGAAUCACUCUUCCAGCCAUCCUUCUUGGGUAUGGAAUCCGUUGGUAUCCACGAGACCGUCUACAACUCCAUCAUGAGGUGCGACAUUGAUAUCAGGAAGGACCUGUUCGCCAACAAUGUGCUCUCUGGUGGUACCACCAUGUACCCUGGUAUUGCUGACAGGAUGCAGAAGGAAAUCACUGCCUUGGCUCCUUCCACUAUCAAGAUCAAGAUCAUCGCUCCCCCUGAGAGGAAGUACUCCGUCUGGAUUGGUGGUUCUAUUUUGGCUUCUUUGUCUACCUUCCAGUCCAUGUGGAUCACCAAGGAAGAGUACGACGAGUCCGGGCCCGGAAUUGUCCAUCGCAAAUGCUUCUAAAUUUGUAGCCUUAAACAAAAAUAACGGUGCCCUUACCAUCACUUUAUUAAAAGAUAAAAGACACGGAAAUAAAAAUAUUUCUGAAUAA